Diaporthe batatas is the source of this 2680-nucleotide messenger RNA. RefSeq lists its product as uncharacterized. The record is from RefSeq and is a predicted model, not a curated record. NCBI's taxonomy places the organism in Eukaryota, Fungi, Ascomycota, Sordariomycetes, Diaporthales, Diaporthaceae. The transcript has a single exon. Bases 813 to 2492 code for a protein of 559 amino acids.
GUUGCACUGCUGCUGCACUCCCCAAGUGUCUCCAACGCCAUCUCAUCCGCCGGCUGGAUUGAUUGGUGUCUUCUAUUCGUCCUCGUUUCCGCUUCAUUUCCUCGUCCCCUCUGCUCCUCUUCUCUUCUCUUGUCUGUCUCUUCGACUCUUCUCUUCUGUCUUGGCUCAUUCUGAGAGAGAGAGAGAGAGAGCCCACCUUCUUUGCAGGGCUUCCCCGUCAAUAUAUUAUCUGCCCACCAGACAGACAAGACAUACUCGUGACGAAACUGGACGAAACCGGACGGGGUAUUGGACCGAUACUGACACUGCCGCCGACACCUGGGAAGCUUAACUCAAACUACAGCCUCGGGCCCUCGUUGCUGAUCUCACUUUCUGUCGUCCCAUCUUAUCCAAGCCCAUGCGCUCCGGCCUCCCAUAAAUGCCCGACGGUGACGCCACACCUGGCACGCUUUUUCGCAUCCGGAUCCACUCUACACCUCGUCCACCAGCGGCCCCAUGAUCGCGGUUGGCUCCCGCCCGGCCCUGGGAACCACUGACGGAAUCUCUGGGACCACCACCACACCGACCGGGGCGGACCAGCUCGGCAGCCUUGCCUCGCGCCCGCGCCCGGGUUUCUAAGUUGCUGCUACUGAAAUUUGCACCUCGAGGCUGGACUUCGGGUGUCACGGAGUGCGGAGUGGGACGAGCCUCACUGGCAGUCACUCCUACUUUUAGGGAGUAGGUCCUGACUGGCAACCGCCCGUCGCUCCUGCCCACCCCCUACAACUCAGUGUACCCUACGUCGACUGCCACCGUCGACUGCCACCAGCAACAUGUUCCUCCAUGCCGGCGCCUCCCUGCACGGCCAUGAGUUCUCGGGAAACGGCCACCCUCCUCAGUCGCCCACACACGCGCCCCUGCAGCGGAAAAGACCAUACCUGCGAUCCGCAUUUCCAGCUCCCAUCCUCCGCUCCACCACGGCACCGCCUCACGCAAGCCCAUGGCCUCUCCCACAGACUCCCAAGGCGACCAGGCCCGUCUCUGAGCUCUAUGUGAAACCAGUCACCCAUCUUCUGGGCGACCGUGCUGCCGCCCGCAGGUCCGUCCCCGCUGCUCCCGUCGUGCGCUUCAAGGAGCCCGAAGCCCAAGCCCUGGAGUCCCCAAAACCCUCCAUGACAGAAGAUGAGCCAUCCUUCUACGACUCGGACGCUUCGCACACGUCCUCGGCCCCCCGCCCAAGACGGAGGAGAGCCACCCCACGCCCGAGUUGCCACUAUCACUUCGCCCUGCCCGCACCCAAGCAUGGUUCCAAGAAGCACCUCUUCAAGAACAUCCGCCCCAGGCUGCUCUUCCAGCUCCAAGAGCUACCUACCAACCAGCGGCCACGCCCUGCCAUCGACGUGUUUCCUGCGUCUCUCAUAGCCGGGCCCCUGGUUACCGCCCGCUAUAUCAACCGCUGUCCCCGCAUAUUCGGAGCCAAGGGCGAGCUGGGCCCCCAUGACCUGAUCCUGCUCAAGUCCGAGGACUAUGACACUGGCCUGAGUGACUCGGAGGAAGAGGAUGAGCAUAUUGGGGCAAGACGGGAGCCUCUUGCCAUCUUUAGCCCAGUGAGGGGUCAGGGCUGUGACGAGAUUGUCAUGGAGGACGGUACUGUGUGGAGGGCCACUCCUGGUCCCAAGGGCAGCUACAAUUUUGUUCACACCGACAGUCACGGGAUAUCGCAGACUCUCCGAUGGGCCAAGCGCAACACAUCCCUGCAGAACCAGAAGAACGCAAACAGGCUCUCGACAUCAGCCGCUACCGUGGCCAGCGACGUCGCAUCUAUCACGGAGCCGAGCGAUUACAAGUACACAUUUAGCAUCAUCAACCCACAGUCUAGGCGACACCCGAUCCUGGCGAACCUGACGCCAAGAUCGCUCGAGCUAUUCGAGGACUUCACGACAGUGUCGACAUCACAGGGCCGCUUCCCACCCUCUCGCCCCAUGAGCUACAACUUCGAUCCAGCGGGCGCCAAGUCCCCACCACCAUCUCCCUUCUCUGUUGAUGAGCCCUCCGCCGAGCGCCAGACCCAACCAGUGGAUGAGAAGACCAAGCAGCUGAUCAGGGUCACCGGUCUCUGGCUGGCACUGCGCAUCACCGGAGCGGGCCCCGAUCCCGCCGACGUGGGUGAGGCGAGCGCCGCUCUUCCGCGGGAACGGACCAUUAGCAUGUCGUCAUGCACACCUCAAACGCUCAAAAUCCCCAGGCGGUCGACUACUGGCAAUAUCAGCAGCACCGUGCCACCGGUGCAGUCUGGUCUCAGGAGGGCAGUCAGCACUGGCGCGGCCUUUAUGCAGCGGCGGAUGAUGAAGCAGUCUCACUCACAGUCAACAGAAGUGGGCGGCAACAUGGCGAUGGCGCCGGAUAAGCAGGCCGGCGUACGGGAGACGGAGACAGAUUCUGGCACAGGAGGAUGUGCACCUGUACAAAAGCAGACGCGGAGGGUGAGCUGGCUCAAGAAGCUUAAACACUAGGUGUGUUUGUGUGUGCAGCCUGCUCAGACCGAGGCAGAGUCAAGCGAACUAUGAUACCAAUACCCAAUUGCAUUCUGAAGUACCUACAAUUCACCAGCAUGAACUUCUCGAGAUUCCUGCCACUUCUAGCUCUCCCUCGACUGUGAUGACCUCUGCACGGCCACUGGGUAUAGUCAUUAGUAAUUUGC